Molecule: messenger RNA, 1254 nt
Organism: Prorocentrum cordatum
Lineage: Eukaryota; Dinophyceae; Prorocentrales; Prorocentraceae
Source: the annotation of a GenBank genome assembly
AUGAGGACGGAAUGGAGGCUGACGCCGAAUGCGAACACCUACCUGAACAUCAUAUCCGCGUGUUCUGUGAGGGGCCAGGCCGAGAAGGCCGCGACCUGGUUCGAGCGCAUGCGGGUGGCCGGCAUAUCCCCCGCGCUCCCGGCCUACAACGCGGUGGUCACCGCGCACGCCCGCGCCCGCGACCUCAGCGGGGCGGGCGCGUGGCUCGAGCGGCUGCGCGAGGCUGACCUACGCCCAGACGCCGCCUCCUACACCAGCAUCAUCAGCGGCUGCGCGCUGCGCGGCGACGGCGCCGUGAAGUGGCUGAGGCGGAUGCGGUCCGAGGGCGUCGAGCCGAACGGGACUUCUGACGAUCACGUACAACGCCGUGCUGCACGCCUUCGCCUGCGCCGGCCGGCCGGACGAGGCCCGGCGCUGGCGGGAGAGCGCGGAGGCGGGCGGCGCCGACGCCGUCCACGCCUGGACCUCGCUCAUCCUGGCCCUGAGCAACACGGAGACGACCCCCCCUCGCGCGGGGAGGCCGCCGGGGCCUUCCGGCAGAUGCUCGCGGCCGGCGUGCGGCCGGACGGGCCCGCGCUCCGGGCGCUCAGCCGCGCGGUCGGCGCCGACGAGUGCCGGCGCCUCUGUGCAGAGCUCGGCGUCGAGCAGGUCCGCGCAGAGGCCGUGCAGGACGCUCGAAGCGGGCACGGGAACGGGCACGGCCCCGCGGCAGUGGAGAGGCAGGCAGAGCCCGCACGGCUGCAGGGCAGGUCCUACACAGGACACGGGAGGGAAGAGAGCCUGCAGAGGCGGGCGGCGGCGGCGGUCACCACGUCGGAGGCUGCCGCGGCCCGCCUCUUUGGGGGGCCCGCGUCGCGGCGCGGCGAGAGGGUGGCGGAGGCCCUGGCCCGAGUCGGCGCCCCGCGGCCGGCCGGUGCGGCCGCGGCGGCACCGCUGCCGCUGGAGCUCUCCGAGGAGGUGGCCGCUGCGCUGCGGACUGGCACGCCCGUGGUCGCUCUGGAGUCCACCAUCAUCUCCCACGGCAUGCCGUACCCGCAGAACGUGCAGACGGCUGUGGAGGUGGAGGGCAUCCUGCGCGCCCAGGGCGUCACGCCCGCGACGAUCGGCAUCCUCGAGGGGCGCAUCCACGUCGGCAUGGAGCGGGCGCAGCUCGACCGGCUCGGCCAGCUGGGCCUGGAGUGCAAGAAGGAGGGCCCCGGGGGGCGCCCAGGAGCGAUCUCCGCACGGCGGGUUCGGAGGGCCAGCUUGAGCUGA